UUCUUUAGGGAAGAGGGCUAAUGAUCUCAAUGCGGUGGAAAAGCUCACUUAUUUAGUGUCGAAAUCAAGGCCCGUUCGAGUUUAAAAUUUGUGAUUGAAAGAGAGAAUCGAAUAGGGCAAAUGGCGGCGCAACCACCAUCAUCGGCUGUGCGAGCGUUACAGCUAGAGUUGAAGAAACUUACCGAGGAACCAGUCGAAGGUUUUUUCGUCAAUGUACCAGAUGAUGAGAACUUAUUCGAAUGGGACGUAGCGAUUUUUGGUCCUCCUGGAACUCUCUAUGAAGGUGGAUACUUCAAAGCACAUAUGUCGUUCCCUUCUACAUAUCCAUAUUCGCCACCGACGUUUCGCUUCCUCACGAAAAUGUGGCACCCUAAUAUAUACGAGUCCGGUGAUGUCUGCAUUUCAAUUUUACAUCCACCGGUCGAUGAUCCACAAAGUGGAGAAUUGCCUUCUGAACGUUGGAACCCAACGCAGAAUGUUAGAACCAUUCUCUUGAGUGUGAUCUCAUUGUUAAAUGAGCCAAACACAUUUUCUCCUGCAAAUGUGGAUGCUUCAGUUAUGUUCAGAAAAUGGAGAGACUCAAAAGGAAAGGAUGGAGAGUAUGAAAGGAUUGUCAAAAAACAAGUAGCGCGUUCCAAAGUUGAGGCAGAAAAAGAAAACAUAACAGUGCCAACAACUGUUGAAGAGUACUGUAUAAAAUCCAGACCAUCACAUUCUGAACCUGAGGACUUGACAGAUUUCUACGAUGACGACUAUGCAGAUGAUGUGGAUGAUGAUGAUGACGAUGAUUGUAUGGAAUAUAGUGGAGACUCAGGAAAUGAAGAAACGUGAUGCCUGUGACUAAGGGCAGGACCUUUGUCACGAUGUAUAUUUUGUACUGUGUAACAUAAAGAGACCCUUUCCUAUGGCAAAAAUGUGCUUCAAGAACUUGCCUGGCUUGAAAAGCUUGGAAAAGCCGUAAAGUUUCCUCUUUUGUAAUAUUAUUUGAUAACUGUCUUGAGUGAUGUGUGUUGCAUGGGGCUAUCUGUUAGCCAUGGUUUUAGAGUGUGAGAUAAUUGUAGUAAUGUCCCUGAUCCGCUUCUCUCCAUUCCUAUAGCAAUCAGGAAAUUGAAAAAGCUUCAAUUGCCUUGUCAUGUGUAGACACUGCCCUGCUGGAACAACAGUCUGAAAAGACACCCACUUACCUUCAUGUUUGUAGUGUAUCUAUGUCAAUAAAUAAAUUAACAUGGUGAA
This is a messenger RNA of Pocillopora damicornis (cauliflower coral), 1233 nucleotides long. RefSeq names its product ubiquitin-conjugating enzyme E2 R2. The record is from RefSeq and is a predicted model, not a curated record. Lineage: Eukaryota; Metazoa; Cnidaria; Anthozoa; Scleractinia; Pocilloporidae.